Molecule: messenger RNA, 19360 nt
Organism: Aspergillus saccharolyticus JOP 1030-1
Lineage: Eukaryota; Fungi; Ascomycota; Eurotiomycetes; Eurotiales; Aspergillaceae
Product: nonribosomal peptide synthase
Exons: 3
Coding region: 200-19192 (6330 amino acids)
Biological process (GO): secondary metabolite biosynthetic process; amino acid activation for nonribosomal peptide biosynthetic process
Cellular component (GO): cytoplasm
Molecular function (GO): phosphopantetheine binding; catalytic activity
Source: RefSeq, a predicted model, not a curated record
CGGUAAGCUUGAUCGCCGAAGCUUGCGUGAUCUGGCGGCGGAAUUCUCCGCGGAGACACUCAUUUCAUUUUCCCUUGCGAGUGCAAAUACCGUCAAGCGCGAGCCUGCCACAGCAGCCGAGAAGAAGAUUGCAGAGCUCUGGGUCGAAGUCUUGAAAGUCUCACCCGAGACUCUCGGCCUAGAUGACAGCUUCUUUCAGAUGGGAGGUGACUCGAUUGCAGCCAUGAAGCUCUCGGCUGUCGCUCGGUCCGCAGGAUUAAGCCUGACCGUGUCGAAGAUCUUCCGUCAUCCUACCCUGGAAGGGAUGUCCAAGGUUGCCGAGGUACUCUCGGAGAGUGACAGUCAAGCCAUCAAGCCAUUCUCUCUCGUUGAUGUCACUGAUAUCUCCAUCUUUAUGGAUGAGCUCAGUUCCAAGUGGGGCAUCGAGAGAUUGGAUAUCGAGGAUGCAUACCCCGCAACUGCGUUGCAAGAAGGUCUUAUGGCUAUCACUCAAGGAGAACCGGGAACCUAUAUCUACCAGAACGUUUAUAAGCUGCCAGCUGAGAUCGAUCUGGCGAGAUUCCGCGCCGCCUGGGAAUCUGUCGCCAACACAACAGAGAUCCUCCGAACGACCAUCGUUCCUACUGACACUUCUGGCACGUACCAGGUUGUGACUAAAUCGUCGAUUGACUGGAGGUACCCAACCAAUGUCGAGAAAUACCUGGCAGCAGAUGCUCAACAAACAAUGCAAUACGGUGAUCCUCUUGCUCGGUACGCUCUGAUCCCAAGCAUCAAGGGUGCGACAUUUGUGUGGACUGCUCACCACGCCCUGUAUGAUGGAUGGUCUCUGCCGCUUCUCUGGAAGCGGGUGGAAGAGGCAUACCAUAACAAUGGAAUGUCGCAACCACAUGUGGCACCGUUCAACCGCUUCAUUGCUCAUCUCCAGGACAUGGAGGCAGGCGCCACGAAUGACUUCUGGAAGUCCUAUCUGUCCUCGUCAAAUCCUCCGAAGUUUCCGCAGUUGCCUUCUCAGACAUAUCAACCACGCGUUAACAACAUCCACCACCAUGAGUUUGGCCUCAAGGGUAGCACCUCGUCGGACGUCACAGCGUCGACUUUGAUCCGAACCGCCUGGUCCAUCCUCAUGUGCCAAUACUCGGACGCUGGUGACGACGUUAUAGUCGGUGUGACUGUUGCAGGCAGAAACGUUGAUAUUCCGGCCGUCGCAGAGAUGGCUGCGCCAACGAUUACCACUAUCCCCGUCCGGGUCCAAAUGGACCGUGAUGAAACAGUGGCUGAUCUACUCAACAAGGUUCAAACUCAGACCAUCGAGAUGAUGCCUUACGAGCACGCUGGAUUGCAGAACAUUGCCAAGAUCAAUCGCGAAUGCCGUCUCGCGUGCGUUUUCCAGAACCUGCUUGUUGUUCAACCCGAGGAGGACGAGGGCAACAUCAGCUCUUUGGGCAUCCAGAAAAUCCAGUCACCCGACGUAGGCAUCUACACUUAUGCUCUGGUCGUGCAGUGCUUGCUUCGUGGUGACAAAGUCGGGGUCCAGGUUGAUUUCGAUGACCGUGUUCUCUCCUCGUGGCAGGUCGAGCGGAUCUGCUCCCAGCUCGAGCAUAUCGUUGGAGAGCUCCGAUCGAACCCAGCGGUAAAACUCGGUGAUAUGAGUUUGGUGAGUCAGGAUGACUAUGCUCAGAUCAUGAGUUGGAACCACGAGCUUCCGGUCAAGGAGGAACGCUGCGUUCAUGAUAUCAUUGGUGAUCAGGUCCUGGCGACCCCCGAUGCUCCUGCCAUCUGCUCCUGGGAUGGCGACUUUACAUAUGCUCAAGUAGACGAGCUGUCCAAUCGUUUCGCUCGACACCUUGUCAGCCUUGGUGUUGGUCCGGAGACCUUGGUUCCUCACUGCUUCAGCAAGUCGGCCUGGACCGUCAUUGCCAUGCUGGCCAUCAUCAAGGCUGGAGGCGCUUGUGUCGCCCUGGACCCUGGACACCCCGUUGAUCGUCUGAAGGGUAUCAUUGCAGAUGCUGGAGCGGACCUAGUUGUGACUACUCCCGAGCAUGGCCAUAUGUUCAAGGGUCUUGUCAGUGAGGUCGUUGCACUCAGUCCAGAAUGGUUUGAGUCGAAUGAUUUGGCUUCUGAUACCUUGGCGCCACGCGCUGACCGAAAGAACCCAGUCUUCGUGCUGUUCACCUCUGGCAGUACUGGAAAGCCGAAGGGUAUCAUCAUCGAGCAUGGCAUGUUUGCGUCCAGUGCUGCCGCUCACAGCCAGGCAUUCGGCAUCAAUGCUGAGUCUCGGGUGUUCCAGUUCGCUGCCCACACUUUCGACGUCAGCGUCGGAGAUAUCUUCACCUCGUUGAUGAAGGGCAGUUGUAUCUGUAUCCCGUCGGACCUUGAGCGCAUGAACAAUGUUGCCGGCGCUAUCAACCGCAUGAAGGCCAACUAUGCCUUCUUGACCCCCACCGUGGCCAACUUGCUUCGUCCCGAGCAGGUCCCGACUCUUCGAACGCUUACCCUUGGUGGUGAAGCCCCAACAAGAGAGAAUAUCAGGACUUGGGCAGACCACCUCAACCUGAUUCUUUGCUACGGGCCGGCAGAGUGCUCUGUUUACUGCUCGGCGAACCCCCCUGCUACCCAACAAAGCAACCCGGCUGUUCUCGGACACGCCAUUGGCGCUCUCAUCUGGCUGGUUGACCCUGUGAAUCAUGAUAAGCUGACGCCCGUCGGCUGUGUUGGUGAAUUAGUCGUCCAAGGUGCAACGGUUGCCCGUGGGUACUUGAACGAGCCCGAGAAGACCCGGUCUGCGUUCAUUCAAGAUCCAGCAUGGCUGCCUAAGACGUUCCCACAAGAGUACCGUCGUAUUUAUAAGACUGGUGACCUUGCCAGGUUCAACCCAGACGGGUCUCUGAGCUUCGUUGCACGGAAGGACACCCAAGCCAAGGUUCGAGGACAGCGUGUGGAAUUGGCAGAGAUUGAGGUUCAUCUGUCUGAGAGCCCGGAGAUUCAGCAUGCUAUGGUUUCGGUUCCAGCGGCUGGGCCCUACAAGAGCCGGCUGGUCUGUAUUCUGUCCUUACAGGAGAUCGCUCAACGCAGUGCCGGCACCCCUACCAGCGAUAUCACCUUGGUUGAGGGAAGCGACAAGGCUGAAGCAGCUGAGAUGACGACCAUCAUUGAGAAUCGACUUGCAGAGAAACUGCCUCCCUACAUGGUGCCGGCUGUGUGGAUCACUCUCAAAAAGAUCCCGCUCAACCUGUCUGGUAAGAUCGAUCGCAAGCUGCUGAAGGGAUGGCUCGAAGAUGUGGAUGAAGCCACCUACCAGUCCAUUGCGGCAAUGGCGACUGCUGAGGGAGCAACCGCCCAGCCUACCUCGGAUAUGGAGAAGAAGGUGCAGGCUGCUUUCAGUGCUACACUGAACCUCCCCCUAGAGUCGGUGGGCCUCAAUACUUCCUUCCUUAGUGUUGGUGGUGAUUCAAUCUCGGCCAUGCAGGUUAUGUCUCGACUUCGUUCUCAAAAUGUGCGGGUCACUGUCCAGGAUGUUCUCAAGCUCCGUACAGUGGCUGCCCUCGCCGGCCGGGCACAGUACAUUGAACAAUCCACAGCGGACAAUGCGGCUGUGGAAGCUGAAGUACUCGAUGAAUGGUUCGAGCUAGCGCCCAUUCAGCAGCUUUUCUUCCAGAUGCAGCCUCAGGGACAGAAUCACUUCAACCAGAGCUUCGUGCUGAAGCUGGGCGAGGAUCUUUCGCAAGAGGAGCUUCAGAAGGCACUCCAAACUAUCGUGCUACGACACUCCAUGCUUCGUGCCAGAUUCCAACAUUUCGAUGGAUCUUGGCAUCAGAAAAUAACCAACGAUGUCGCGGAUUCCUUUGUGUUGCUCCCUAGACAGUCCUGCAGCCGCGACGAAAUGAUCGCCAAGUUCCGCGAGGCUGAGACUCUUUUCGACAUCAGCCAAGGACCUGUCUUGACAGCUCAAGUAUGUACCACUCCUGACGCUAGGUACAUCUUCUUGGCAGCCCAUCACUUGGUUAUCGAUCUCGUCUCUUGGCGCAUCAUCUUCCAGGAUCUUGAGGAUGUGAUCAAGUCCGGCAAAGUCAGCUCCGAGCCUACUAUCUCUUUCCAGACCUGGACCAGACUGCAGCAUGAAUACGUAUCUGAGACCUUCUCAGAACGGGCUACUUGGGACCUGCAGGCCCCUGUUGGAGACUUCAACUACUGGGGAAUGCAGGGAGAAUCCAAUACGUGGGGAGACAUCACCACCGAAUCCUUCGCCAUUGAUGUUAAGAGGACGUCGCUGCUCCUGGGAGACUGCAAUCUCCCUCUGCGCACCGAGCCGACAGAAGUCAUGGUUGCUGCUUUGCUUCAUUCAUUCCGCCAUGCAUUUUCCGACCGAGCUGCCCCUGCUGUCUAUCUAGAAGGACAUGGCCGUGAGCCCUGGACGUCGGCGAUCGAUGUCUCACGGACUGUCGGAUGGUUCACCACCAUGUACCCCAUCAGUUACGAGGCGUCCGGUGACCAGUGGCUGGAUGCCCUCAAGCGGCUCAAGGACAAUCGCCGCAAGGUUGCCGACAACGGUUGGCGCUACUUUACUGCCCGCUCUCUGACCGAUGGGAUGCAGGAUAUGGAGAUUGUCUUUAACUACCUUGGCCUCUACCAGCAACUCCAGAAAGCUGAUGCUCUUUUCCAAGAAUCCACCAUUACUGGAACGGAUUGUGCUGAGAUCAGCCCGGCGAUGCAGCGCUACUCUCUUUUCGAGAUCUCCGCCGGUGUCUCCAAUGGGCAGAUGGAGUUUACCUUUGAGUACAACAAGAAGAUGCGUCACACAGCAGCUAUCAGCGCUUGGAUCAGUCAUUAUCGUCAGGUCCUCGAGGGUGGUAUUGAUGAACUCAUGGCACAGUCGGAGAUCCUCACUCUGAGCGACUUCCCUCUUCUCUCUCUGUCUUAUGAGGGCUUGGAGAAUCUGGCAGCGUCUACCCUACCAGAGGUUGGAGUGAAGACGAUCGAGGAGAUCGAGAGCCUCUCUCCUUGCUCGCCUAUGCAGCUGGGUUUGUUGAUGAGCCAAUUGAAGUCCGUGGGCGACUAUGAAUUCUUCACGAUCAAGAAAGCUAGUGCUCGCGAGGGAGUCGACAGUGCUAAAUUGCUUGCUGCUUGGCAGCAGGUCAUCGAUCGCCACCCCAUGCUGAGAACUGUCUUCGUCAAGAGUGCUGCAUCCGACAAGUUCUACGAUCAGCUCGUGCUGAAGAAUAUGAAGGCACAGGUGGUGGAGCUUCGUAGCAGCGAUCCUGUUCAGGCUUUGCGCGCAUUGAGACCGGUGGGAAUCGCCGAAGGAAAGGCACCCCAUCAAUUGGCCGUCUGCCAUGCCGACGACGGUCAAUUUUACCUCAAAUUGGAGAUCAACCAUGUUCUGAUCGAUGGUACAUCCAUGGCUGUCAUCGAGCGCGACUUGAGGCGUGCUUACAGCGAUCAGCUAAGCAGCGUCGCUCCCCUUGCUUAUGUCGACUACGUAACCUUCCUUCAAGAGGCCAAGAAGGAAGAAUCGCUUGACUUUUGGAACACUUACCUCAAAGAUGUCCAGCCAUGCCAAUUUCCGAUUCUCAAUGACGGUCGGGAGCAAGUUCAGGCACUAGAGUCCAUCGAUGUGGAGUUGCCGGGCUUGACAAAGGAAGCGCUGAGUGCCUUCUCUGAGCGCUAUGGAAUCACCAUUGCCAAUGUUGUUCAGACUGCCUGGGCCCUUGUGCUCCGAACAUAUAUUGGAACGGAAAGUGUUUGCUACGGCUAUCUCACCUCCGGUCGUGAUGCUCCUCUUGAUGGCAUCGAGGACGCCGUGGGUCCCUUCAUCAACAUGCUUGUCUGUCGCUUGGACUUUGACUCCAAUGCGCCUGCCUUGCUCGCCCUCCAAAAGAUGCAGGACGGGUUCUUGAAAGGAAUGACCCACCAAUACGUGUCUUUGGCUGAGAUGCAGCAUGCCUUGGGCGUCACUGCGCAAGGAUUGUUCAACACUGCUAUGUCUUUCCAGCGAUAUUCGCCCGACGAGUCCAUGGAUCUGAACCUUCACACAGUUUACGACUAUGAUCCGACCGAGUUCAAUAUCACCGUCAACGUUGCCACGCGGGAUGAAGGAAUGGUGAUUGAUCUGACUUACUGGACUUCAAAGCUGUCGAGCGGUCAGGCUGUCCACAUUGCCAACACUUAUAGCACCGCCAUCAUGUCGCUUCUCUCGAACCCCGAGACCGUCCUGGCCGACGUGAAUCUGCUUAGUCCCUUGGACAAGUCAUCUUUGCUGAACUGGAAUAGUCAGCUUCCUUAUGCGGUCGACCGCUGCAUGCAUGAAGUUAUUCACGAAAAUGCUGUCGAACGCCCCAAUGCUCAUGCUCUGGAGUCAUGGGAGGCCACAUACACAUACGAGCAACUCGACAAGGCAUCAACACGCCUUGCACGCCUCUUGAUUGAGAAGGGAGUCUCGCCUGAUGAUUGCAUUCCCUUGUGCUUCGAGAAGUCCCUCUAUACUAUUGUCGCUCUCGUCGCAGUUCUCAAGGCUGGUGGCGGAUUUGUCCUCCUUGAUCCAAAGCAUCCUGAUGAUCGGCUCAGGGGUCUUCUUGAGGACACCAAGGCUAGGUUCCUGAUUGUUUCUCCGCAAACACAACAGCGCUGUGAGAGGCUCAUUGCAGACUUGAUUGUGGUGUCACAGGAGAUGUUGGAUCAGCUUCCCAAGGCAGGCGAGGAUUGUCUCCCCAAGACAGCGGUCAAGCCGGAGAACAUCAUGUAUGUUCAAUUUACAUCUGGCAGUACAGGAAAGCCUAAGGGUGCUGUUGUCCACCACAAGGCUGCCUGCUCAUCUUUCGAGCACCACGGAAAGGUGAUGAACUACGGACACGAUUCUCGCAUCUUCCAGUUCUCGUCGUACACAUUCGACGCCAUCAUUCUGGAGGCAUUCACAACCUUGUACCAUGGCGGCUGUAUCUGCGUUCCCUCGGAGGAGGACCGCAUGAGCAGUAUGGUACAGUCCAUGAGGGAGAUGAAGGUCAACAAUAUGUUCAUGACCCCCACUCUAGCUCGUCUGUUUGGACCUCAGGAUGUUCCCUCCCUGACCACUCUCAUGCUUGGUGGUGAACCGAUUCCACAGGACAGCAUCACCACCUGGAAGGAUCAUGUCAACCUCAUUGGAGGAUAUGGUCCCGCCGAAUGCUGCGUCUACUGUUGUUACAAUCCUCUCAGCGAGACUGGAUUCAAGCCUGAGGUUAUUGGAUACCCAGUUGGCUCGGUGCUGUGGAUUGUCGACGCCGAUAACCAUGACAAGCUCGUUCCGAUCGGAGCUAUUGGAGAAAUCGUGGUACAUGGUCACAUCGUUGGCCAAGGUUAUCUUAACGACCCAACCAGAACUGCGGCAAGCUACAUCUCAGCUCCGAGCUGGAUGUCCGAGUACCACACGGGUGAGCAGACGCUGUACAAGACCGGUGACUUGGGUCGAUACAAUUCCGACGGCACUUUGUCUAUUGUCGGCCGUAAAGAUACCCAGGUGAAGCUCAACGGACAACGUAUUGAACUGGGAGAGGUUGAACACCACAUCAAGACCGAGUUCCCGCAGGUCCUUCAGGUGGCGGUCGAUGCGCUCAAGCCCGAGCAUGGCAAUGGACGGCAGAUCCUCUCUGCCUUCCUCGAGUUCGAGGCCAGUGAUGAGGUCCAGGGCGACGGCUUUCUCCGACCGAUGACGGACGACCUCCGGGAAACGAUGUUCGAGAUCGAAGCCGUGCUUGCCCAACUUUUGCCGCCUUACAUGGUGCCCCAUCUCUGGUUCCCGUUGGUCACGAUGCCAAAGUCCGCCUCUGGUAAAACUGACCGCAAGGUGCUGAAGCAGCUGUGCAACAAUUUGUCCAAGGUCGACCUUCAACAAUAUUCUCUCGCUAGCGGGAGCAAGAAGGCUUUGGAGACACCCAUGGAGAAAAAGGUUGGAGCGCUUUGGAGUGCCCUCUUCAAGGCGUCUGAGUUCGGAGCCAAUGACAACUUCUUCCGUGUUGGUGGUGACUCGAUUGAAGCCAUGAAGCUGGCUACCGCCGCUCGUCGGGAAGGCCUGUCUCUGUCUGUUGCUGACAUUUUCAACAACCCUAAACUCAGCGACAUGGCUCAGAUUGCCGCUGCAGCUGAAGGUGCUUCUGCUGUGCCGAAGUACGAAGGACCCUUCAGCCUCAUCGGGGGCGUUGAAAGUGCUCGCUCCAUUGUGGAGAAACAUCUUUCGAGUGAAAAGUUUGAUACGGUCGAAGAUGUCUAUCCUUCCACGUCACUGCAAGAAGGUCUUCUUGCGUUGACUACCAGCCAAGCCAAUGCAUAUGUCCUCCAGGCUCCAUUCAAGCUACCGGUACACCUCAACCUAGACCGUUUCCGCAAAGCCUGGGACCAGGUUGUUGAGUCAAACCCUAUCCUCCGUACAGUCAUUGUCUCCACUGAGACUCGCGGUACAUGCCAGGUUGUGCUAAAAAAGAGCGUCCAGUGGGUGUAUGCUCCGACUUUGUCGCAGUAUCUUGAGCAAGACAAGGAGAAAUCCAUGACAUACGGAACACCACUAAGUCGCUAUGGCUUGACAUCAGACGGAUACUUCGUCUGGACCGCUCACCACUCCCUCUAUGACGGUUGGAGCUUCGCUUUGAUGUUGGACGAGCUCGAGAAGAGAUACCAAGAUGAAUCUGUUUCCAUCUCUCGACCUCUGUUUGCUGAGUACAUUCAGUUCUUGCAGCAGCAGAGCAAUGCUGACUCGAUUGCAUUCUGGAAAACUCAGCUUGACGAUGCCUCGCCAACUGUCUUUCCUCAACUUCCUAGCUCUCUAUAUGAGCCGGAUGUUAAUCAGGCUUUUACAUACAAGCUCAAAGACACUGUCCUCGACGGUCAAUCCAAUGUGACAUCCUCGACCCUGCUCUCAGCUGCCUGGGGUCUGACUAUCGCCUUGUUGACCAAUUCUUCCAAGGUCACUUACGGGUCGACUCGCAGUGGCCGGAAUGUCAACCUUGCUCAAGCUACUGAACUUAUGGGCCCGACUAUUGUCACAGUCCCAAUGUCCAUCACGAUUGAUGCGUCUAUGUCAGUAGGGGAUUUCCUAGCUCGAGUACAGAGUCAGACUACAGAAGCGAUCCCCUUCGAGCACCUAGGUCUCCAGAAUAUCAGCAAGAUCAACUCGGCCUGCAAGGCCGCUUGCGAUUUCCAGAAUCUGUUUGUUGUCCAACCAGCAAUGAUUGGUGGAACUGCGCUCGGUAUGGAGCGAGUAGAGCUUCCCACCAAAGGAUUGCACACAUACGCUCUAAACGUGGAAUGCAUUCUAACCGAAGAUGGCCACGCGACCCUGAACUUUGAAUAUGACAGCAAGGUUAUCCAGGCCUAUCAGGUGCAGCGGCUCGCUAAGCAGUUUCAUCAAGUUGUCGACCAACUGUGCAAGAACGAAGCAGACUUGAAGGUCGGUGACGUCGAGGCCUUCAGUGCAGAAGAUGAAAAGCAGGUUCGCCAGUGGAAUGCCCAACCCUAUCCGGAAGUCACCAAGUGCGCGCAUCAUCUGGUGUCGGAGCGAGCUCAGCUUCAUCCUGCGCAAUCGGCCGUUACGCAAUCCGAUGGUACCACCUUGACCUUCGGUGAGCUCGACAGCCUAUCUACUUUGCUCGCUCACCAUCUGUCCACUCGUGGGAUUGGCCCUGGCCGCAUUGUGCCCAUUUGCUUGAAGAAAUCAGUUUGGGUCGUGGUCGCCAUGCUCGGAAUUAUCAAGACUGGUGCAGCCUUUGUCUGCCUAGAUCCUUCUUCCCCGCCUAGCCGUAUGCAAGUAAUUCUUGAAGACGUGGAGUCGGAGUUGAUCAUUGUUGAUGCGGAAACAACCGAUAUCUUCAAUCGUCAUGCUAGCCUCUUCGGCGCCUUGAACACUAUUCAGAUAGGAGUCGAGGCCAUCCAAGCGAUCAGCAGCCCUGCAGACAAAUUUGAGGCCAAGGGAAGCCCUCACGAUCUCAUGUAUGUCAUUUUCACUUCCGGAAGUACUGGCAAGCCCAAGGGUGUGAUGAUUGAACAUGCUUCCGCUUGUUCAUCCUUCAUCUAUCAAGGCCAGGCUUUUGGCUACAAUAGCGAGUCACGAGUGCUCCAAUUCAGUGCCUUGACCUUUGAUGCUUCGCUGAUGGAAAUCUUCACCACGCUUUGCGUGGGCGGUUGCGUCUGCUUCCCGACCGAAGAGGAGAAGCAGGGGGACAUCGUGCGAGCCAUCAACAAAUUGCGGGUCAACUCUGUCAUGCUCACCCCCACGGUGCUUCGAAUGAUCCAACCUGAAGACGUACCUUUGGUCAAGCACGUCGUGACGGGAGGUGAGGCGGUGGGUCAUGACGUCGUGCGAGUUUGGAGUGACAAGGUCACUCUCAAGGGUGUCUACGGUCCUACCGAGACUUCAAUGAUUUGCAUAACAGUCGACCUGGUUCCCGGCAGUUCUUCAGCCAACAUCGGUGUGCCUCUUGGCUGUCAAGGUUGGAUCACUCUCUCGGAUGAUCAUAACCGCCUCGCGCCAAUUGGUUCGGUUGGUGAACUGCUCAUUCAAGGCCCGAUCGUUGGACGCGGAUAUUUCAAGAAUCCCAAGCAGACAGAGGAGGUGUUCAUCGAAAAUCCUGCUUGGCUGCAACAGCGAUUCGGUGAAACAGGUCGUCUGUACAAGACCGGUGACUUGGUCUACUAUGCUGAGGAUGGUAGCUUGAUGAUCGUGGGUAGAAAGGACGCCCAAGUGAAGCUUCACGGCCAACGUAUCGAGCUGGGCGAAAUCAACCACAAGAUGUGGUCGCACCCGGCUGUGAGACAGUCUUCGGUUCUGUUGCCCACACAGGGUCUACUCAAGGACCGUCUUGUUGCCGUCCUUACUCUUGAGGGCACUGAAGAACAGAUUGUUCAACCCGAGCCUCUGCGGCCGUUGUCUGAAGAAUGGAAGCAAUACUCCAACCUUCAGAUCGCUAGCAUUCGGCAGGCUCUUAGAGAGAACCUCCCAUCCUACAUGGUGCCCACUGUCUUCGUAGCGGUGGAGCAAAUGCCGAGACAGACCUCGGGCAAGACCGACAUCAAGCAGGUCAAGAAAUGGGUUGAUGAGUUGGAUGAGGAGAUUGUUGAGCAGAUCCUGGAGCUCGAGACGACAGCUGGAUCCGCCGUUCCUGCCAAUGAGACGGAAGGUGCAAUUCAAGCCGUGAUCUCCAAGGUCCUGGACAUUCCGACCGACAAGAUUGUGCUCAAUCGCUCGUUUAUUAGCUUCGGUGGUGACUCUAUUUCUGCCAUGAAAGUGAUGAACCGGCUGCGAGACGCAGGAUUGAAGCUGGGCAUCAAGGAAAUUCUUCUGACUGGGUCGAUCUCGGAGCUUGCCGCUAUCAUAGCAACCAAGCAGGAAGAGGGCCAUGAAGAAGCCCACGCCAAGUCUGCCUCCGGAGUGACUGCGCCAUCUGAGAAGAAAUACCCACUGCUGAACCUCGACGACAGCAAAGUUGAGUCAAUCCUAAAAGAGCGCUUGGCUAGCAUUGGCCUCAAAGACUUGACUGUGGUUGAAGAUGUGUACCCAUGCUCUCCUCUCCAGGAAGGUCUUCUUCUCGCUCAGACCAAGGGAACGGGAAGUUACAAUGUCGACAAUAUCUAUGAGGUUAAACCAAGGAACCCAACCGAUCGAGUCGAUGCCCACCUCCUGGCUGAAGCCUGGAAGGCAGUUGUUCGCCGUCAUCAAAUAUUGCGCACUAUCUUCAUCGAGGGUCUCGAGGAGAGCAGCGCAUUCGACCAGGUCGUUCUCCGCGAGAUUCAAAAUGCACCUCUUGUCAUUGAGGGUGUCGAGGGCAAGGCCAAAGCUUUCUUGCGCGGCCUUGCUGCUCCCGAGUUCAAGCGCACAGAACCCUGGCACAGCCUGACCGUCUGCUCUGAUGCCAGUGGAACAGUCUGCUGCGCAAUUCGGAUGCACCACGGCCUGUUCGAUGCAGCAGCCAUGGACAUCAUUCUUCACGAGGUCGCUCAAGCCUACCAGAAAAGUCUCUCCAGCCCCGCUCCCCUUUACAGCAAUUACAUCUCCUACCUCCAGGGGCAAAAGGGCAACAAUGCGAUCGCAUACUGGAAGACAUACCUCGACGGACUGGAGCCAUGCUACUUCCCCAGCAUCAAUCAGGAUGCAAUGGGACUGAGAAAGCCGCAAGCACUACAGUUCAAUGUUCCAGGUUUCCGGAGAAUCGCCUCUUUCUCCUCCAGAAAGAGCCUCACCAUCUCCAGCGUCCUGCAAACCGCUUGGGCACUUGUGCUCCGCCACUAUACGAGUGCGGAGGAUGUGUGCUUCGGAUAUCUUUCCCACGGUCGUGACAUCCCGUUGGAUGGUGCUGAAAGCAUCGUCGGUCCCAUGAUCAACAUGAUGGUCCUACGUGUUACUCUUUCGGAGGACAAAAAUCUUAUCAACAUCCUGGAGGGAGCUCGCGACGAUGUGCUGAAUAGUUUGACUCACCAGCACUGCUCUCUAGCAGAGAUCCACCAUGCUCUUGACCUUCAAGGAAGAUCAGCCUUCAACACCACUCUCUCAUUUGCCUCUGCUGCUGCAGGCGCUGAAGAGGAGUUGGUCAGUUUCGAAAACCUCGCUGGUGGUGGUUCCACUGAGUAUGAUAUCGCUGUUAACGCCAGUGUCGAGGGCGAAGACUUGCAAAUCAACUUCAGCUAUUGGUCCUCGGCACUCUCGGAGCAGCAAGCAAAGGCUGUCGCCCAGUCGUUCGCGAACUUCAUUGAUAUUUUGACCCGCUCGCCCGAGGCAUCCUUGCGGGAAAUCGAUUUCACCAGCGGUGCAAUGAAAGACCAACUUCUCCGAUGGAACUCAACUCCUUACAAGCCUGUUCGCAACACAGUGCAUGAAUUGUUCCACUGUGCUGCACUGAAGUACCCACAGAAUGCUGCGAUCUGCUCCGUGGAUGGCAACUUCACCUACUUCGAGCUGGACAACAUGACUACGCGCUUCGCAGCCUUCCUUCGCGGGCGCGGGGUCGGACCAGAAGUUUUGGUUCCGGUCUGCUUCAACAAGUCCUGCUGGACCAUUGUUGCGAUGUUGAGUAUCCUGAAGGCUGGUGGUGCUUGUGUGCCUUUGGAUCCAUCUCACCCGCCGGCUCGACUGCAGGAAGUCAUCUCCCGCUGUGAAGCAAAGCUUAUUCUCGCUGCUCCCCAAUUUGUUCAGCGACUCAUCGACAUGGCCUCAGAAGUCAUUGCUGUCACCGACUCAUUAAUGCAAAGCCUGCCCGAGCAGCUGAGCCUGGAGUUCGACGGAGCCCAGCCUGAAAAUGCUGCAUUCGUGCCCUUUACUUCUGGAAGUACAGGCCUGCCCAAGGGUAUUAUUCUUGACCACAUGGGCCUAUGUACCAUGUUCCUCGCAAACGCUUCGGUGGUGGGAAUUGGCCCGAACACUCGCACCUUCCAAUAUGCCGCCUAUACUUUCGAUGUCAGCAUCGCAGAGACUUAUAUCACCUUGACUCACGGUGGUUGUGUUUGCGUGCCCACUGAUGCCGAGAGGAUGAACGAUAUCCCGGGGGCCAUCACUCGCAUGGAAGCAAAUUGGACCUUCUUGACUCCAUCGGUCGCCUCCUUGCUCAAGCCCAGCGACGUCCCCACACUGAAAACUUUGACCCUAGGAGGAGAGGCAAUUUCUCGGGACCUCCACAGUACCUGGGCCGACAAGGUCCGUCUUAUCAACAGUUACGGUCCUGCCGAGUGCUCGAUCUGGACCAGCAACCAACAGCUGUUCCCGGAAAGCUCUUGUGCUGAUAUCGGUGCGGGUAUCACCUGCUACCUCUGGAUCACUGAACCCGAUAACCACGACCGCUUGGUUCCUAUCGGAUGCGUCGGAGAGCUUGUUGUGCAGGGGCCGAACCUGGCGAGAGGCUAUCUCAAGGAUGAGGAGAAGACCGCAGCCGCCUAUAUUGACACACCAGCAUGGCUGCGCAACGAUACUCGACCCGCCGCUAAGCGUGUCUACAAGACUGGUGACUUGGUGAGACAUUGCCCCGACGGCCGGCUCGAGUUCGUGGGACGCAAGGAUACUCAGAUCAAGUUCCAUGGUCAAAGAAUUGAGAUUGGCGAAGUCGAAUAUCAACUUCGCGCCAGACUUCCUGAGAAUACCCAGGUUGCUGUGGAGAUGAUCAAGCCUCUUAGCCAAGGCAGCAGACAGAUUCUCGCCGGUUUCAUCGUGGUCGAAGGUACUGAGAAGGUUUCCCUUAAUGGUUCUUCAGAUGACCCGGCCUCGUUCUUGAAAGACCCAGAUACUGAAUUCAAGAACAUGGUACGCCAUCUCGAGCAGUCGCUCACGGAGACCCUGCCAGCAUACAUGAUCCCAUCUGUCUUCAUUGACAUGAUCAAAAUCCCCCGCAACACCUCCAUGAAGAUUGAUAGAAAGGCGCUUCGCAAUCUGGGAGCCAAUCUUUCCCUUGAACAGAUCGCUACAUACUCAUUCACCCAGGGCGAGAAGCGGGCUCCAGAGACCGCGAUGGAGAAGCGCCUGCAGGAGCUCUGGGCCUCUGUUCUGAAGAUCAGUCCCGAGUCAGUUGGUGCUGAUGACAGCUUUUUCCGUAUUGGCGGUGACUCAAUCGGUGCCAUGCAGUUGGUGUCUGCAGCUCGCAAGGCUGGUCUUUCCAUCACCGUUGGAGAUAUUUUCCAGCACCAGAAGCUAUGCGAGAUGGCCAAUGUUGUCACCGUCUCUGAUGCAUCUGCCCCGACUCAGGUCGAGCCCUUCUCACUGCUCCCUAAAGUGGAGGAGGACCUUAUUGGUCUUGCAGCUUCCAAGGUGUCCAUUCAACGCAAUCUCCUACAGGAUGUCUACCCUUGCACUCCGCUUCAAGAGGGCCUCAUGUCUCUUACUGCCAGAGACCAUGGACUAUACACUUUGCAAGCGGUGUACCGUCUUCCUAGCUCGAUCAACAUUCAAGAGUUCCAGUUUGCCUGGAUGGCCGUUGCCGAAGAACUGGAUAUCUUGCGUACCAGACUCGUCGACCUCGGCCGUCUGGGUUCAUACCAGGUUGUCCUGAGCCCUGCUAUCAGUCAACUUCGCUGGACUUACAGCGACAAUCUGACGGCUUACCUGCGCCAAGACAAAGAAAUCCCCGUCACGUAUGGCACAGCUCUCGCCAGAUAUGCCAUUAUCCAAGAGCAGGACCAGAACUACUUUGUGUGGACUGCCCACCAUGCGAUCUACGAUGGUUGGUCCCUCGGCCUGAUGAUGGAUCUUGUUGAACAGAAGUAUCUGAGAAAGUCGACAACCCCCAGCCCACCCUUUAACAAAUUCAUCCACUGGCUCACCAAGCUCGACAAGUCUGCUACUCGGCAGUACUGGAAGUCGACCUUUGACUCUUGCUCCGCACCCCAGUUCCCCUCGGUGCCCAAGAAUUACCGAACCAAGGCUAAGAGCGUCAUGACACACACCAUCACUCUACCACAGCUGGCUGACUCGGAUAUCACGGUGCCUACAAUUCUUCGGACUGCGUGGGCUCUCAACAUAUCUCAAUAUACUCGUUCCGACGAUGUGGUUUUCGGCAUGACCCAGACGGGUCGCAAUGCUCCUAUCGCCGGGACCACUGAGAUUGUCGCCCCUCUCAUCACCACCGUGCCCGUCCGAGUCGUGUUUGACCGAUCGCAAACGGUCAAGGACCUUUUGCAGGACGUCCAAAAGCAGAUGGUUGCGAUGAUUCCCCACGAGCAUGUUGGUCUUCAGAACAUCGCCAAAUUCAGCCCGGAGUGUCAGGCCGCAUGCAAGUUUGAGAACCUCAUUCUCAUCCAGACUCAGCAAGAUCAAAUGGUCUCACCCAUUGGUCUAGAGCGCAUUCCCGUCACCGACCUCGACAUUCCAGCUUUCGGCAUCGUGGCUGAAUGCGAAGUUUCUGACGGGCAAGUCCUGGUGUCAGUUGGAUACGACUCCAACGUUGUCACUGAGAAGCAGAUGUCCAACAUCCUGAACCAAUUUGACUUCCUUGUGAACCAGAUCGGUGGCGAAGACGCCAGCAGCAAGCCACUGAAGGAGGUGCAGCUUCUGGGUGAGAAUGACAUCCAGAUGCUAGAGGAGCUGAACCAAUCGCCUGACGAUCGUGUUUACCGAUUGGCUCAUGAGCUGAUCAAUGAGCGCGCUCGCCUGCAGCCAGAAGCGAUUGCCAUUGAUUCCCAGGAGGCCCAGAUCAGCUAUGGCGAGCUGGACGAUCUCUCCACACGCCUGGCUUACUUCCUGACCGGACUUGGCGCUGGGCCUGACAAAAUUAUUCCACUGUUCUUCCGCCGAUCUCCUUGGGCGAUGGUGGCCAUGCUUGCCGUAAUGAAGAGUGGCAGUGCCUUUGUAUUCCUUGACCCAGGACACCCAGUCGACCGACUCGAGUUCGUUCUCCAGCAAAUUGACGCCAGGUUGAUCCUGACAUCCCCUGACCUGGAACCCACCUGGAGAGGCAAGCUCGCAGUCUUCUGCGUAACACCUGCCUCACUUGAUACCCUCCCUGCCCAUAGCGAACCCCCUGUGACUACAGUGACCCCAGACAACAUCAUCUACUGUAUUUUCACAUCGGGCAGUACCGGCAGACCCAAAGGAUGUGUGAUCGAACACUCCAACUUCCUCAGUGGUGCCGUUCACCACGCGCGCAGGUCCCGCAUCUCACAAUCUACACGCAUUAUGCAAAUCGCUCCGUACACCUUCGACGUUAGCAUUCUAGAAAUGCUGACCGGACUGAUUGGUGGCGGCUGCAUUUGCCUUCCCCGAGACACUCACCAGGGUGCUCAGGUCUCUGACAUUAUCAAUGAUCUGAACAUCAACUGGACUUUCAUGACUCCCUCUGUUGCCCGCACUAUCGCCCCCUCGGAUGUGCCGAGCUUGCGGACCCUGAUUCUCGGUGGUGAAGCAUUGGCCAAGGUGGACAUUCAGACCUGGGCCGGAAAGCUGCAUCUGAUCAACGGCUAUGGGCCUAGUGAAUGCUCUGUCGCGGUGGCUGCCAAUGAAGUGAGCGAUCCCACGGUGGAUCCAGCCAACAUCGGUUCUAAGAUGGGUUGCAAUAUCUGGGUCGUCGAUGGCGAAGACCAUGACAUUCUCUUGCCCAUGGGCGCAGUCGGCGAGCUUCUGGUCGAAGGUGCCAUUGUCGGGCGGGGCUACCUCCACGAACCCGAAAAGACCGCCGCAGCUUUCAUUGAAAACCCUCGUUGGGUGCAGCUCUUACCCAGCACACAGGCGUCGACGACUCCUCGCCGGUUCUACAAGACAGGAGAUCUCGUCCGCCUCAACGAGGACGGCACGAUUCAUUUCAUCGGCCGCAAGGACACCCAAUUCAAGCUCCGUGGUCUGCGCAUUGAGAUGGGAGAGAUUGAGCACCAUGCCGGUACAUUCCCAAGCAUCAAACAUGCCGUCGUGGCGGUACCACGCGCCGGUCGCAUGAAGGAGAGCAUUGUCGUGGUGUACACAUUGAACGACCACGACGACUCGAAAGAAACCGCCGACUUGCGCCCUCUGUCUCCAGCUGAUCUAGACUCCAGCUUGAUGUCUCUUGGUCAGCUCAAGCAUCACUUGGCUACCCAUCUUCCCCCUUACAUGGUCCCCCAGACCUUCAUCGGUGUUGGCACUCUACCUCUACUCGCCUCGGGCAAGAUCGACCGCCCCAAGCUUCAAAAGUGGCUCGAGAACAUGGAUGAUUCGACCAAUGAACUCAUCGCCGCCCAAACCGGCACGACCGCAAGCCACGAAGCGGCUCUCAUUGACGCGGCCGACACACUCGCUCUGACCCUGAGUGAAUCUGUCAGCCACCUAUUGGCGGGAGAUGACGAGGUCUACCUCGAAUCGCUGCAGGGCCGCAACAUCAUUUUGUCGCAGAGCGGAUUGAACUCCAUCACCGUGGUUUCGCUGCGGGCGAUGAUCCGGGACAAAUUCGACGUUAACUUGUCCCUUGAUCGCUUGAUGGACAGCACCGUCACUAUUCAGGAUCUGGCACGCAUGAUCGAGCAAGGCGACAAUGCCGCCGAUGAGCAAGCGAUCGAUCUACUCGCCGAGGCCGAGGCCAUGAUGGAAUCCCUGAUGUCCGAGGCCUCGGACGUGGAAACCCUACCUCAGCCCACCGGCCGCGCUGGGCGUGUUCUUCUCACCGGCGCCACGGGUUUCCUGGGCAGCGAGAUUCUCCGUCAGCUCUUGGUCAACCCAGAAAUCCGCACUGUGGUGGCCAUCGUCCGUGCCCGUGACGAGCAGCAUGCCAUGGAGAAGAUUGUUGCGUCGGCCAGUGCCGCGCAGUGGUGGCAGGAGGAGUACCGCCAGCGAGUGCGCGUCUGGGUUGGAGAUCUCGCCGCGCCUCUUCUCGGGCUGAGCGCUGCGCAAUGGGCUGCCAUCGAGGGACGCAGCACCGACGUCGAUUCCCACAUCGAUACUAUCAUCCACAACGGUGCCAUGGUCCACUGGGGAGCAGACUACCACCGCCUACGCGGUGUCAAUGUUUCCAGUGUGGUCUCCCUGUUGGCCGCCUUGACACGCUCGCCUGCCCCUCCCAGGUUCACCUUCGUGUCCGGCGGUCACGUGCCCCUGGACGAGAACAUCACCGACGAGAUGUUGGCCGCCGAGUUGGCCCACUCGACCGGAUAUGGACAGUCCAAGUUCGUUGCCGACCUCGUGGUGAAGCGCUUUGCCCAGAAGUAUUCGACCACGGCGGCAUCGAUCGUGAAGCCGGGUCUCAUCGUGGGCACAGCCCAGUCCGGCGUGUCCAAUACCGACGACUUCCUGUGGCGUGUCGUGGCCACUGCCGUGGAGACCGGUGGCUUCAAUGCCCAAGAGCCGGAGAACGUCAUCCUCCUGGCGGGUGCCCAGCAAGUGGCAUCCAUCGUGAUCGGAAACCAACUCCUCAGCAAAGAACCGCGCCGCAUCGAGGACAAGGUUCGUCUGGCUGUGACAACGCGAGAGCUCUGGCAAAUGCUUGCCGAUGAAUUCGGAUACGCCCUGCAACCGAUGGGUCCUACCGAGUGGCUCGAGUCCAUGAAGGCGGCGGUGCACGCCCAGGGCGAAUCUCACCGUCUUUGGCCGGUUUUGCACUUCCUCGAAGCCGGCGGUGGCUACAUGGGCCAGCCCGUCACGGCCGGUCAGCCCCACGGCGCCGAGCCAAGCCCCCAAAAGGAUGAACUGCUGGCUUCGCUGCGCAAGAGUAUCUCCUACAUGCGCCAGAUUGGUUAUUUCCCGAGUGAUGAGGCUGCGGUCCCACAGAAGGUGGUGUUUGGCCGCACCAAGGCGUGAUCAGAUUGCUUAUUAUAAGACUCCUCAAUUUGUGUGUAUUCCGUCUGAAGUUUCUUGUUUGCUUUUGAGCCGGCGUUGGAUGAUAUUUGUCAUGUGAUUUGUAUACGAAGAUUAGACUUUGUACUCUGUUUCUGAAGUUAUACCAGCGAAUUCAUAUUCAAUCCUGUC